Molecule: messenger RNA, 1265 nt
Organism: Coffea arabica (coffee)
Lineage: Eukaryota; Viridiplantae; Streptophyta; Magnoliopsida; Gentianales; Rubiaceae
Source: RefSeq, a predicted model, not a curated record
UCAAGAAGACACUUUAGUGCAAUUUUACAUUUAUCCUCGACCUUCUUGGACAGAAUAUGUCUAGACCUACUCUUCAGUUGAAAAAACUGGAAGGAAAAGUAGCCAUAAUCACCGGCCGCGCUAGCGGCAUAGGGGAGGCAACAGCACGACUUUUUUCCACUCACGGAGCACGGGUGGUAAUCGCCGAUAUCCAGGACGAAAAGGGCCAAAAGGUGGCGGAGUCCAUUGGCUCCAACACUUGCAGUUACGUCCACUGCGAUGUUGCUGAUGAACAGAAAGUCCUAGCCAUGGUCGAAUGGACUCUAAAGACUCAUGGCCAGCUCGACAUCAUGUUCGCCAACGCAGGCAUAGUAAGCCAGUCAGAUCAGACAGUUCUGGAUCUCGACUUCUCCCAACUUCACCAUCUCUUCGCCAUAAAUGUGGACGGCGUGGCUGCCUGCGUGAAACAUGCAGCUCGCGCGAUGGUCUCUCAGGGCAUCAAAGGUAGCAUAGUCUGCACGGCUAGUACAUUUGGAAGUAGUGGAGGACAAAUUCGAACAGAUUAUCACAUGUCCAAGCAUGCGGUGUUGGGGCUGAUGAGAUGCACCGGCAAGCAACUCGGAGAGCAUGGAAUACGGGUAAACUCAGUGUCGCCGAGCGCGGCGGUAACACCUAUGGUUUGUAAUCAAUUUAAGAUCACGGCAGAGGAAGCUGAAGAGGUUUGUCAACUUUCAAGCUUGAAAGGGAAGGCGUUAAAAGCCAAUAAUGUGGCGGAUGCUGUUUUAUUCCUUGCCUCCGAUGAUUCUUCAUGUAUCACUGGCCAGGACCUACUCGUCGAUGGUGGCUCAAGAUGAUGAUGGAUAGUCAUCUCUCACAGGAACAAUUUAAGUCCUCCUGUAAUCCGAACGUACUUGCCAUGCAGAUAGAUAGUAAUAGAUAGAUAGGUAGAUUUGAACUUCAGUAGGCCUAGCUUGGCCGACGGAAACUCCGGGACUGCUGUCGAGCUUCAGCCGCAUUACGCCCUUCUCCUUGAAGCUUGACCAUGGUAUAUGCCCCCGCUCCCGCCAGGGCCCCGAGUGUAGGAGCCACCAAGUAUACCCAAACUGACGUGUAGUUUCCAGCAGCGACGGCUGGUCCCAGAGUUCGGACAGGAUUCAUUGAACCGCCGCUGGCUGGCCUGCCGACAGCCACGGCAAUGUUGUCAGUGCUUGUUUUGUAAGUAUGUUAGUAGGAUUCCAGUAGCAUAACAAUGUAAUUCUGAGUUAAUAGACAUACAUAAAAUUCUU